AGGGAGGAAAUGGUGAGGAGGAGCCUUUGACUGUGUGUACUAGGAAGAGCCGGCUCUCUAAUGGGAAUCGGCUCUUGUGAUUCACUGCCAAGCAUCGGCUCUUUUGCGCAUGACACAUCACGAAUGCAGUGGAUGGAGGAGGGGGGACUGUUUGUUUGUGUAUUAAACGUUUUGCACAGAGACGUCGCGCAGACGAGAAACUAGCGGCAGCACGAAGCAAACAUGUUUCUGCAAAAACUGUUGGUUUGUUUGUCGACAGCUUAUAUGGUCUGCUUCAUGCUGGGACUCAGUCUCACACUGAGGAUUUUGCAUUUUAUUUCACCAAGUCUCGCCAGGAAGCAGAUCCUCCGGAUGGGAGAGAAGAUCACCAUGACCCAGAACCCCAAAUUUAGGUAUGAGGAUUGGGGUCUGACCUUUAUGUCUUUCACCUUCAUCAAAACAGCCUCUCGGCACAUGUGGCAGUCUCUCGGACAGGAGGCUUUUGUCGGGAAUAAAGCUCCAGACUCGGCUUUGGUCUCCAUGGAUAAAGAGAAGACAAGCAUCUAUAAGUACCUGAAAGACAACAGACCGCUGGUGCUGAAUUUCGGAAGCUGCACCUGACCCCCGUUCAUGUACAAACUUGACGAGUUUAAGCAACUCGUCAGGGACUUCAGCGAUGUAGCCGACUUUCUUGUGGUCUACAUCGCUGAGGCUCAUUCAACAGAUGGGUGGGCCUUUACCAACAACUUCGACAUCAAUCAGCACCAGAGCCUGGAGGACAGACUGUCUGCAGCACAGAUCCUGGUUCAAAAGGAUCCACUGUGCCCCGUUGUUGUGGACGAAAUGGAUAAUGAGACCGCCACAAAGUAUGGCGCUCUGCCUGAGAGGUUAUACGUGCUGCAGGCUGGCCAAGUCGUCUACAAGGGGGGGUUGGGGCCGUGGGGCUACAGUCCACAGGAGGUGCGUUCUUUCCUGCAGAAGAGGAAAUAAGAAGGUUGUUAAAUCAAGUGGAGCCAUUUCAUUGCCAUCCUCCAGUCUUCUUAUGGUGUGGGGUCUUUCUACAUCUCUACAUUCUUACUACUGUUAUAUCACUUAUAUAAUACUACUCAAUCUUUGUUUUCAUUAUUAGACUCAAAUCAGUUCGCUGCCAUGUCUACAUGUAGCUGUAUACCGAUCUGCCAUAACAUUAUUCCAGAUAGUGUGUGGGACUCCAGGUUGCUGCAAAACCUGCCCCGAAACACAGAGGAUAGACUCCACUAGACCUUUACAGGCCUGCUGUGGUAUCUGGUAUCAAGCUGAUCCUUUAAAUCCAGCGGCAUGAUGAGGAAUCCAUGGACUUUUUUUAGUUAUGCGUUCCACCGACACUCUCUUGGACUGAGAUCUGAGGAAUUUAAAUGCCAAAUCCACACCUUGAACUUUUUGCGUUCCUCAAAACAUUCCUGAGUCAGAUUUUCUUCCAUCAUUCCUUCCAUUUGCGAAGUUUUCCCUGCUUCUAAAUCAAGUUUGGUGACAAAACGUUGAACUUGCUGGCGCCCACUGACAGGCUCCACGAUAAUCAGAUAAUCUUUGUUGAUCACUGCACCCGGCGGUCACGGCUCACUGGUGUUUAGUAGUUGCUCUCCGACGUCAGACACCGACCAAGUAAACCCAAAACAGAAUUAAUAUUGCCCUGGUCUCCAGAAGCGUUCUUCAGCCUUUGAGCUUGAACUCACCCCUCAGUGCUUCUUCAUGACGGCUGCAGAUCAAACCGUCGGCCUCUGUAGCCAGAUUCAGUGAAACGCUGAGAGACGGGUUCGUGUCUGAGGUGACUGGAGUGCACAGGAGAUGCUGAGUGCUUUUCAAAAUCCGGUAUGAGUCAAGUCAGAGAAAGUACUUACUGUCUUCUUCCAUGGCCAUGUACGACAUUUUCCACCUGCGUCAUCUGACACUACCAUCAUUUUUCGGGAGGAGGCUGCUUUUUACAUGACGAUUACAGUGCAAACCUCUGGUAACUGUAAUCUGAUGAAAGACGACUUAAAAGUUGGCCUUCUCUGAAUUAUGAGGGAGCCUUCAUAGUUUGACGCACGUCAUGAAAUAGUUCUCGUAUGAGAGGAAGGGAUUCUUUUUUUUUUAUUACAUGGUCAACAAAUGAUCUGGAUGCUGGAUGGAUGUGAUAACAACCCAUCAUUUGUCACCCCUUUUCAGCUGCUUCUCUGACUCAUCAACUUUGCUCCUCGUUUGACCCAUUAAAACAAUAGCAUUGUUUUGAAAAGCUA
This is a messenger RNA of Mugil cephalus (flathead mullet), 2234 nucleotides long. It is a transcript of the gene dio1, whose product is annotated as iodothyronine deiodinase 1. NCBI's taxonomy places the organism in Eukaryota, Metazoa, Chordata, Actinopteri, Mugiliformes, Mugilidae. The transcript has 4 exons. The record is from RefSeq and is a predicted model, not a curated record. Gene Ontology annotation, molecular function: thyroxine 5'-deiodinase activity.